Messenger RNA from Hydra vulgaris (swiftwater hydra), 969 nucleotides. RefSeq lists its product as uncharacterized. Gene Ontology annotation, cellular component: nucleus. The record is from RefSeq and is a predicted model, not a curated record. Lineage: Eukaryota; Metazoa; Cnidaria; Hydrozoa; Anthoathecata; Hydridae. Gene Ontology annotation, molecular function: DNA binding.
AUGGAAAGUAUGCUUUUUGGUUUCACACCUAAGCGCUUACGAAAACUCGCAUAUCAACUAGCGAAAAGUAACAAUAUCCAUGAAAGAUUCAGUUCUGUCAAAGAAGAAGCAGGUCUGGACUGGUAUAGAGGAUUUAUUUCACGACAUCCAGACCUGUCUUUAAGAAUGCCAGAGCCAACUUCUUCGGCACGGGCACAAGGCUUCAACAAAGUUGUUGUUGACCAGUUUUUUGAUUUGCUCACUGAGUUACAGACAAAGCACCACUAUAGUCCAGACAGGGUAUACAACUGUGACGAGACUGGUUUCACAACUGUGCCGAACAGACCUUCCAAGGUGAUAGCAGCUCGGGGCAAGAAGCAAGUUGGCAGCUUGAGUUCGGCAGAACGUGGUCAGUUAGUGACAGUGGAAAUAUGCAUGAGUGCAUCAGGUAAUUUCAUCCCUCCUAUGUUUGUGUUUCCGAGAUGCCGAAUGAAGCCUGAGUUACUUGAUGCUGCACCACCAGGAUCCAUCGGUGUAGCCCAUCCGUCUGGUUGGAUGCAAACUGAUUUGUUUCUGAAAUGGUUUGAACAUUUUGUAUAUCACAGUCAUUCGUGUGCCGAUUCACCAGUACUGUUGAUCCUUGAUGGACAUAAAACCCACACCUUAAAUCUUGAUGUUAUCAAUCUUGCUCGUGAAAAGUGUGUUUCUCUCCUAUGUUUACCACCUCAUUGCAGCCAUCGGCUACAACCAUUAGACGUAAGCUUGAUGAAACCACUCAGUACGUAUUACACUCAAGAAGUUGAGAAGUGGUUACUUGUUCACCCAGGUAGAAUAGUGACUACUCUGCAAUUACCUGCGCUCUUCCGAGAGGCUUAUCUUCGUGCAGCCAGUGCUCUGACUGCAGUCAAUGGGUUUAGAAAAACUGCAAACGCUCUCAACGUCAUUAUUUGUAACGAAAAAGAAUCGACAAUUCCAUUUAAACCACCUUAA